Messenger RNA from Dentiscutata heterogama, 397 nucleotides. NCBI's taxonomy places the organism in Eukaryota, Fungi, Glomeromycota, Glomeromycetes, Diversisporales, Gigasporaceae. The record is from the annotation of a GenBank genome assembly.
ACUUUUAUCAGAUUCUGAUUUCAUAGUUAAAUAUGGAACGGCUAGACCAGGUUGGCACAUUCAUCCAUUAGGGCGAAUGGAGAACAUCUCCAUUUCCUACCUUGGGUACGUUGAUCUCAUUAGAUUUUAUGACUAUACGGAAUUUUCUGCUUUUAAAACAAUUGAUAAAAAUGAAACAACUAGUAAUUCAAAUCAAGUCGAUGAGAAUGAUGAUGCUGAUUAUCUAUUAUUAGUAUCGAUUCUCACAAAACUCAUAAUAAAGUUCAUAGAUGAACUAUGGAAUUUUUUUAUAUUUCCUAAACAUAGAGCCCUUAUGGGUACUUCAACUUCUAUUCGCUUUUUCAUCUUUAAUACAGAUUCUUACCGAAAUGGAAUUUGUUUAUAUUAUAUUUCAUAA